AUGGCGGACACUCCAGACACACAAGCUCCUGACACAGAACAAGUUGCGAUGUCACUCCAGAGCACAUUUGAGCGCUUGCUCCACAACGUCGACAGGCUCUUUACAAACUUCUGGGCAAAGUUAGAGGCCCGCGCCAUGGAGACACCGCGUCAGAACCAAGAGCACAGCAAAGAGAAGCGGGAGGUGAGCGGGCCCCCUCAAGGCAAACUCCCACAUCAAAUGCCUGACACAGCGCAAACGGACCAGACAAGGCCCAAAGCCACCAGGGGCAUACUACCCCGAUAUAGGUUGCUGAGAAUCCACCGCCGUUGGCGGCAACGCUACAGCAAGAGCACCAGCCGUCCCUUCCAUCAAAGAGACUUGGCCUGGACACAGAGGGCCCGAACCUCUAACCCUCACCUGACAGCCGCCCGAGGGCGCACUUGCAGAGCCUUCAAUGAUCAGAGCAGAGGCAACAGUACAGGGGCCCUGAUGAUGGAGUGUGGCCGGCGGAGGGGCCGACACGGCACCACAGUCCGAGCUCUGGAAACUGCAAGACCACGGCGCACGCAGCGGGCAACUCAGCAGCAACCUCAAAGCCUGGGCCCUGAGGUGACAAGACAAGACACAGGGAUUAACAACGAAAAAGACUCACCCCCAAAGCCUCCAAGCGGCAGGGUUGACGGCCAUUAA
Messenger RNA from Pelobates cultripes (western spadefoot toad), 672 nucleotides. Lineage: Eukaryota; Metazoa; Chordata; Amphibia; Anura; Pelobatidae. The record is from the annotation of a GenBank genome assembly.